Vitrella brassicaformis is the source of this 1330-nucleotide messenger RNA. Lineage: Eukaryota; Vitrellaceae. The record is from the annotation of a GenBank genome assembly.
GAAAAAAGGAGGAAAACAGGGCUCCCUCUCCAUCUCCCCCAACUCUCCGUGUUAUUCUGCGUUAUGCGUAGCGUUUCAGCGGCAGCACCAUCAGCCGCAUCGUCAGUACCGGGAUCUGCCUUCCACGCCCGGAGAUACGAGAGGCCGGGCCUCACAGUAGACGAAAUCGAAGAGAUCAAAGAAGGUGGGCAACGCAAAACGAACCUGGAUGCAUGACGGGCUGUAUACAUCCAUCCAUCGAGUCUAUGCUUCCCUAUGUGGCUGCUGCGUGCAGCGUUUGACCUGUUCGACGUUCACCAGACCAACCAGAUAGGUACCUGACUGAGUGACGGGCAUGAAUGGACGUUGUGUGUAUGGCGGCUGUGGGCUGUGCAUGUGCUGCAGAUGCCAAGGACCUGAAGAAGGCCCUGCUCUCACUCGGACUCGACGCAAAGAACCAGACACUCUACCACGUGUGUGUGCCUAGAGAGGCAGGCAGGCGUGCUGCGUUGCUCUUUCGUGUUUAUUGCUUCAUUGGUUCGAUGGUUCAGAUGGUGAGUGACCUCGACGAGCAGACGUCCCACAGGCUGUCGUUUGAGGACUUCCUCGACAUGAUGACAGCGAAGACGUCAGAGCGGGACACCAAAGACGAUAUCAUGAAGGUAUGCAUGCACACACCUGACCCGUUUUCUUCUCUCUCUCUGUGUGAUGCAUGCAGGUGUUUCAUUUGUUUGAUGAGGACCGCACGGGCAGCAUCACCGUGCAGAACCUUCAGCGAAUCGCACGGGAACUGGGUACGCAAUGCGCUGCACUGCAUGCAUGUAUGGACUGCACAACGACUAGGUGAUGGCACCACAUGGAUGGAUGGAUGGAUGGAUGGAUAGAUGAAUUCAACGCCCCUGUCUGUUGUCUUUCAGGCGAGCUGAUGACGCAGGAAGAGUUACAGGUCCGUCAGAACUCUGACCCGAUCCACCCACCCCUGCACACGGGAGCGUAUUUCUCGUCCCUGUGUUUGUUUAUGCAGGACAUGAUAUCCCGUGCGGAUAGCAACGGCGAUGGGGAGGUGUCCCCGGAGGACUUCUACGCCAUCAUGACCAAGAAGACAUUCCCUUAGAUGCACGCGGACACUUAGAUAGAGAGCCGAACGGGGGAAUGCCUUGCUAGCUUAGGCGAGGGGUGCGUGAGUGUCUAAGCAUGCGUGUUUGUCGUUUGUCCUUUAUUUGUACAUAGCUCUGCAUGUAUGUGUAGGGGACGGACGAUCGGUGCUUCAAAACACCGGCGGAGAUGGCACGCCCCGCUCACAUGUAGCGAUCAUUCAUGGAACACGUCAUCGAUGAAUCAGAGACACGGC